CAUUCGACAGAAACAACUCGCCUUUCACAUCCCAAUUUCAACAGCUCCCAACUCUUCUACAUUUAAAAAUGAAAUUCAUUUUGGCCGUCGUUCUGGAAUUAGCUGCUGCAAUUUCCUUGUCACGUGGAGCGGCAAUUGCAGCCAUCGGUUCUUCGCCUGCCACAACCAUCUCUUCAAGUCAAAAUAUGAUUACGCUAACUAGCGGGCUAAGAAGCGCCAGGCAACAAGAAGAACCGGUUGUUACGGCAGAUGCUCUUGAAACUAACAAUGAGCCUAUUUUCCGUACACAACCCGGUUUCCCAGCUAUUCUACAUCCAAGCAAUGAUUACCAACUGAAGACAUCAGGAAAUUUCGCCAUCGCCUACACCGGUGUCGUUUUUUGGGCCGUUGCUGGCAUUUUGGGACUGGCUUUGGCCAUUUGGAUCGUUUCUUUAUUUACUGGAAUUGGUUUUUUCAAAACCAUUCUUACGGGUUUUAACACAUUCAAAGGACGCGCUGAUGAAAUGGGCUUCAAAAUGGACAGUCAGAAGCUCAACUUGAUGGCCAGUCAAGUUUACAAGGCUAUAGAAGCGUAUCGUCUCAAAAACCAAUAGUCCUCCAUCAGUCAUUUUUUGUAACUUAAUUAAAUAUGUCGAAUAAACUGCUCUUUCAAAACAAAAA
Molecule: messenger RNA, 660 nt
Organism: Daphnia carinata
Lineage: Eukaryota; Metazoa; Arthropoda; Branchiopoda; Diplostraca; Daphniidae
Exons: 2
Coding region: 69-593 (174 amino acids)
Source: RefSeq, a predicted model, not a curated record